ACAAACUUGUCAUUUUUCAUCAGUGAUAUCAUAAAACCCAAGUGCUUCUAAAUCUAUUACAAUUACAAUGAAAAAAAUCCGCGAAACUCUAGAACCAUGGAACCCCCUUUCGAUAUUCUCAAAGGGAAAACCGCCCCCGAACCGUCAAGAACCCGAAAACAAUGGAUUCGUGAAAAAAGGCGUCGAAAAGUCGAAAUCGGCUGAGCCUAUAGGGCAUAUUUUUGAAAAACCCAAAGUUGUGGCCAAAAAAUUAUUGGCGAAGUCGCCCUCCAACGAAGGGUUCUAUUCUGUAAACCCUGUUGUGGUCGAGGAUCAGUUUCAGGCUGUUUGGACGCCACUGGAUUUUGAUAUUGAUGCCCUUUACGCGGUGCCGAGGAAGAGGAAUAAAAUUAAUAGGAAUGAACAAACAAUGGAACUUUCGUAUGCCAAUUUGGCAGACAGCAAAUUCCAACCCUUAACCAUAAAGACGAGCGGAGAGGAACUUCAUUAUCAGAUCGUUAAACCGAAACCUUUGAGAUGCAAGAGAAGUAAAUCUGCACAAAACCUUCACAAAUCGGAACUAAAGGUUUUUCUGCAAAGGACACCAUCGUGUGAAAUCGAUGCAGUUUAUGAUGUACCUGGUAAAGCCAAACCGGUGGGAAAAAUAGAUAAAAACACAAUGCUAUUAAUAACACUAAAAACUGUCAGAAUGCAUUUAGUAAACUCAAGAAGUACGCGGAACAGAACACCAAAGAUGAUAAUAAUUUAG
Messenger RNA from Ctenocephalides felis (cat flea), 748 nucleotides. RefSeq lists its product as uncharacterized. The transcript is spliced from 4 exons. The coding region runs from base 68 to 748 and encodes 226 amino acids. The record is from RefSeq and is a predicted model, not a curated record. NCBI's taxonomy places the organism in Eukaryota, Metazoa, Arthropoda, Insecta, Siphonaptera, Pulicidae.